AGAAGAAGAAGAAGAAAUUGAGCGCUUCCUCACAGAACUGCUACUUCCACGAAACUGUAUCAGAUAUUUUAUACAGUCUGUGAUCAGACAGCAACAAUAGACUGUAUGGUUGCUCCCCUUGUCGUAGUUUAUUAGCUUCUGGUGCCAAAAAGCAAGUCCCAACUAUAAAUUUAACCACGCAAAAUUGAAAUUCUAAAAUGUCUGCAAACUGAACUAAGUCCUCUCCAGAGACGAUUUUUUUCUGAGCAGCACAGAAGAAUGGAUAUAUGAUUUAUUUUUAUUUAUUCUUUAUUCAUCCCUUCACGUUUAGGUACCCAGUGCGCAUGUUCUGGAGGGUCAAACACGGCAGCAUCCAUGAUUUAGCUUCAUGUACCACCGAUAAGUUCCCAUAGAAGGAAUCCAUACUGCCAACUGCACUGCCCACAGAACUGCACUAUCAGUUUCAGUUUGACUAAUCCGCACUAUGAUUGGUCCUCUGUGAGAGUUGGUUCGGAAUCAGCAAGGUAGCAACCGUUGAGAGGACUAAAGUGAAACAAACGAAGAGGUUUGAUGGUGAUGAACAAGAUAUAAAGAAGCCAAUUAGAGUACCCAGGGAGAUCACCUUGUGGCUUAUCCUGUGAAAUGGACGGAGACAAUGCUAACGAAGUGCAGGUGGAACUUGACUCUGUGGAGGCAGAGCUGGAGGUGGUGGAGCUGCAGAUUGCGGAGCUGCUGGAGAGGCAGACCAAUCUGAACUCCAGGAGGAAACGCUUACUGAGGAGGGUGGAGCAAGCCUGCGAUUCAGCCCGUCCCUCAAGUUCUAACCAGCCCUCCAAAUCGGGCAGCACCAAGCAGGACCUGCAGCGCUAUGAGGGCACAGAUUUCCCAUGGUCCAAGGAUGUGAAGGGGCAGCUGUCGGCUGCGUUUCAGCUUCGCAAGUUCCGGCCACUGCAGCAGCUGUCCAUCAACCUCACCAUGUCUGGGCGAGACGUCUUUCUGGUGAUGCCCACUGGCCGUGGAAAGAGCCUGUGCUAUCAGCUGCCUGCUGUCUGCUCUAAGGGUUUUACGUUGGUCAUUGCUCCUCUGGUUUCCCUGAUGGAGGAUCAGCUAAUGUACCUGAAGACUGUUGGUGUCUCUGCAGCCUCUCUCAAUGCCUCCAGCACCAAGGAGCAUGCCAAAUGGGUCAUGGCUGGUAUGACGGAGUCGAAGCCGUAUUAUAAACUCCUGUAUGUGACUCCAGAGAAAAUAGCCAAGAGCAAAAUGCUGAUGUCCCGGCUGGAAAAAGCGAACAAUGCAGGGACAUUGGAUCGCAUUGCUGUAGAUGAGGUUCACUGCUGCAGCCAGUGGGGCCAUGACUUCAGACCGGACUACAAGCUGCUGGGGAUCCUGAAGAGGCAGUUUCCCAAGGUCCCCCUCAUUGGGCUUACUGCCACUGCCACCAGCAGUGUCCUGAAGGACUGCCAAAAGAUCCUGUGUGUCCCUGAUGCCCUCACUCUCACUUCCUCCUUCAACCGACCCAACCUCUACUACCAGGUUCGGAUCAAAGACAACAAUUCUGAAUGUGCAAUGGAGGACAUUGCAAAAUUGAUCUUGGAGAAAUACAAGGAUCAGUCCGGAAUUAUUUAUGUGUUUUCACAAAAGGAUGCGGAGGCUGUGUCGGCUGCCCUGCAAAAGAAGGGCAUCGUGGCCCAACCAUAUCACGCCAACAUGGAAUUCGCUGACAAGACCCGAGUGCACCACCAGUGGACCGCCAACAAGAUUCAGGUGGUGGUGGCGACUGUAGCGUUUGGGAUGGGAAUCAACAAGAAUGACGUCCGAUUUGUUAUUCAUCACUCUCUCAGCAAGUCUAUGGAGAACUACUACCAGGAGAGUGGCCGCGCAGGGAGGGAUGACAAACCUGCGGACUGCAUCCUGUACUUCGGUUUUGCGGACAUCUUUAGAGUCAGUACCAUGGUUGUCAUGGAGAACGUUGGCCAGCUGAAGCUCAUGCAGAUGGUGGCCUACUGCCAGAAUUUGGACAGGUGCCGACGUACAGUCAUGGCGAGGCAUUUUGAUGAGGUCUGGGAUGAUGAGGGUUGCAACCAGAUGUGUGACAUCUGUCGACAUGGCAAUGACUACAUCACUGUGGAUAUCACCAAGCACGCUCGUGAAGCAGUGCAGAUUGUUGAGGCGGCUGCGUCCAAGAACGAGAAGGUGACCCCAUUGAAGCUGACUGACACCUGGAUGGGGAAAAACAGUUCCGCCAGACAACGCAAGAACGUACAGGCCACGUCCCUGUCCCGUCUGGAGGUGGAAGCCAUCCUCACUCACCUCCUACUGCAGGGGUACUUCAGUGAGGACUUUAGCUUCACCCCCUACAACACCUUCUUCUAUAUGAAGCUGGGUCAAAAGGCUGCGCUUCUAAAGGAUGACAAACACACCAUCACCCUGAAGAUGAAAAGAAACUCUCCCAGCAGCGAUUCUGUAAAGAUGUCCAGCAGUGGGAAUAGUGCACAGACCAAAGGAGGGAAAAGGUCUGGUGACAAGGCGGGAGGCACUCACCCCGUUGCCAAGAAAAAGAAGGAGGUUCACUAAUUUCAUCCACAAGAAGAACUGAAAAGACAACAGUUUGGCUGAAGUCACACAGGUGGGGGUGCCCACCUUCACCAGAGAGAGCAAAUUUACCAAGAUAUCCAAGAAUCAGCAGAAUCAAUCCAGAAAACACGACAACAUCCAGAGCAAAGCUGAGGGCCAGGCUGA
Molecule: messenger RNA, 2718 nt
Organism: Conger conger (European conger)
Lineage: Eukaryota; Metazoa; Chordata; Actinopteri; Anguilliformes; Congridae
Product: ATP-dependent DNA helicase Q1-like
Exons: 16
Coding region: 622-2553 (643 amino acids)
Biological process (GO): double-strand break repair via homologous recombination; DNA replication
Cellular component (GO): chromosome; cytoplasm
Molecular function (GO): 3'-5' DNA helicase activity; four-way junction helicase activity; ATP binding
Source: RefSeq, a predicted model, not a curated record